Rubroshorea leprosula is the source of this 2976-nucleotide messenger RNA. The record is from the annotation of a GenBank genome assembly. NCBI's taxonomy places the organism in Eukaryota, Viridiplantae, Streptophyta, Magnoliopsida, Malvales, Dipterocarpaceae.
AAUAAUCAAUUAAUUGUUUGCAAUUAUUAGCUUUACAUAUGUUUAAAUUUUAAUUAUUGACAGGAUCUCUACUUGAUUCGUAUGGCUUCUAUAGCUGAAAUACACGGCAUAUUACAGAAUAUAUGUACACAGGACGAGGCGGUAGAUGUUCUGAUAUGGGCAAACCCUGUCUCUUCUGCACAUCUCUGUCAUGAAACGGGCUCUCCACUUCCACUUAAAACUGUUUUAUGCGUUGAGGGUGUUCCUUGGAGCCAUAGUAUAAUAUUUGAUAGAAAGAAACUAUUCAAAUGGCAGUACAAAGAAGGAGAAGGCAUUGUGGGCAAUGCACUUAAAUAUAAUCGACCUUUCUACGUUCCUCUCACUGAGUUGAAAGAAAAUGUUUGCCCAUAUAUUGGCCAGGAUUGCAAAAAAGUUUUUUCUUUUGGUGCUCUUGCAAUUAAGCUUAGCAGUGCUUACGCCAACUGUGGUGAUUAUGAGUCGAGUUUUGGUCUGAAGGGCCAUCUAGUUGAGCUACCUGAACAUGACACUGCAAUAUCAGAUACCAUGCUUGUGAGAAGCAAUCCACCAUCUCAAUCAACUAGUGAUUUCAAUUUAAAUCUGAUUAACCAGACAGUUGGAAAUGCUAUGGAUGGGCAAUUGCCUAUGCAACAGCUACUUUACACUGGAGUUUUAGAUGCCAUGCCCACACAAGGCAAUCUACAAGCUCAACCAGCUGAUGAUUUUGGUUCUAAAGGGAAAACCUUUGUGGUUAACCCAGGGGAUGGGAAUGUUUUGCAAUGGCCUCCUGAACAGGGUCCUCCAAUUAAGCCACAUGUAAGUGUAACUUCAAAUAUCAAGGCCUCGGGAGAGAAUAUAGUGGCUCCACCAAUUGGUGAUUUCAAUUUGAAUGGAAGAAUAUCCUCUUGUGGGAAUAAUCAGAUAGCUCAAUAUCAUGUUACAGAUAUACAAGUGCCUCAUAAACAGCCGAAGUUUGAGUUUAAAUCUGAAAAAGAUCUUGAAUCUCACAUACUUCAUGUCUACAAUGAAGAGAAGCAUAAACUUUGUAGAUAUUUUGAUGAGCUUUCUUGUCGCUUUAAUCUGACGAUUAAUUUGUGGAAGGAUGAUGCUAAAGGGAUGGUAAAUUGUUGCUUGACAACGCACUUUAUUGAUGAUAGUUGGGAAUUGAAGAUGGUGGUUCUUACUUUUAAAAGAUUUGAGAAUGAUUUUGGUGCAAUAUCAUGGUCUAAAGUUAAUGAGAUGCUGCUUUCAGAUUGGAAUAUCAAUAAGGAAGCAUGUUCCCUAACAAUCCACAAUUCCUUCUCAAAUGAUGAGAUAGUUCACCAUGAAGAAAAUUCACCUUCUAGUAUUUUCUACCUUAGUUAUGAUAAGUGCAUUAGUGACAUAAAUUAUAUGGCUGCAGAUAUAUCUUUGAAAAGCAUUUAUCAAGUGUACAAGGAGGUGAAUCAUCUACAAAAUAAGGUUUAUACGUUGAUGAGCGUGGAAUGUGGUAACAAUCAAAGAAUCUGCAGCUUAAUUUUGGCUGUUGUUACUAUUCUUCACCCAAACUUGAAGCUUAAAUUUGUGCAGUUUGUGUAUGAGGAAAUUUAUGGGGUUGUCGUUGCAAAGCAACACUUGAAUGAGAUUUUUGAUUUUCUUACAAGUGUUUAUGAUGAAUAUGCAUAUGAUCGGAGCAGUAAAAGAGAAGUCGCUACAGCUAUUGGUGAUACAAGUUGUUCAGCACAUCUCAAUGCUAAUGAUAGAGUGUUGGAUUCCUUUCAGAAGUAUUUAGCAACCAAACCAAAUCGGCUAGAAUUUUAUCAGUAUCUGGAAGAUGAGGAAUCCUACUUGAUGGAAAUUGGCAUAUUAAAAUGGUGGCAAAACAACAGCUCUAAAUUUCCUACGAUGGUGAAGAUGGCUCGUGACUUCUUAGCCAUACCUUUGUCAACCAUUGUGUCAAAUUCUGCAUUUACCACAGAGGUUAAAAAAAUUGUUUCUAGCAAUAGUGAUCAAGAUUUGAAGAUCAUAAAUGCAAUCAUAUGCUGCCAAGAUUGGUUAGCAUCAGUAAAAACAUUAGACAAUGAGAAGAGUGACGAAAAGUUAAGGAAGGAGCUAAGAGUACGGUCAGAAAAGGAUGUUCGGGAAUACUUGGUUUGGGAUUUUACAAAAGAGGAUUUACAGCAGUUGAGAAAUUGGAAGAAUCAUAAAAGCAAAGGACAAUUGAAGGUCAAAGAAUCAAUCUUAACUCCUUUUGUCAUCCCUCUACUUGAUGCUAUUAUCCAAGCAACACCGCAACUGUAUUAUAUUGGGGAUGAGGCCAUGAAUACAUACUUUGAUUUACUUAAGAGAAGGUCCGAAGAAAAUCCAAACAUGUUCUUGAAGCACGAUUAUGUGGAUUCUUCAACAGUGAGUUUCUUACUUGAUGGAUGCAAGCCUAUUGUGCCAAGUUGGAUCACUCCUGAGAAACAAAUCAAUACAUGCAAGUUGUUUCUGCCAUCUUGUUUGUCAAACCAUUGGACUCUUUUCUAUGUUGACAUCAAGGAUCACAAAUUUGUAUGGUUGAAUCCACUUAGAGAUACUACAAAAGUGCCCAGUGUUCUUAUAAAACAAAUUAGGAGCUGGUUUGAAAAUACUUUAUUGCCUGCCAUGGGCCUGAACAGUGCUAUGAAUUGGCCUCUCCAUGUUCCAAUGGAUAUUCCUCAGCAACAAAAUGCAAUUGAUUGUGGCAUUUUUGUAAUGAAGUAUGCGGAUUGCCUUACACAUGCCAAUUGCAUUGGUUUCCCCUUUUCUCAAAAGGACAUGCCUCACUUUCGGAGGCGUAUAUUUCUUGAUUUACACAAUCAAAGAAUACAUGUUCCUGAAAGCCUGCAGAGUAAAGCAGAUGGAAUGAUUUUCUAAUCAAUGAUCAAUUUUUUUCUCUGCUAAUACUUGUAAUGGUCUUUUUCCUUUGUUUUAAUACCAACCAAUGUUUUUGGACCCGGCCCGGCCCGGUCGGUUGAA